Molecule: messenger RNA, 2293 nt
Organism: Alosa sapidissima (American shad)
Lineage: Eukaryota; Metazoa; Chordata; Actinopteri; Clupeiformes; Clupeidae
Product: broad substrate specificity ATP-binding cassette transporter ABCG2-like
Exons: 16
Coding region: 254-2182 (642 amino acids)
Cellular component (GO): plasma membrane
Molecular function (GO): ATP binding; ABC-type transporter activity; ATP hydrolysis activity
Source: RefSeq, a predicted model, not a curated record
CAAAUCCCGCCUACUAACUUUUCUAAGUAAACGCUGCACCCUCAGCGUUGUGUCUCUCAUAUCAUGUAGAACCUCCACACGUGCACAUGGCGGUAACCAUGGGAUUGCCCUGUUGCCUAGUUCUUAUCUUAUAAUAAGCAAUAUAAUUUAAAUUACCUCAUAAAAUCUCUCAACUAGCCUGGAGUUACAGAAAAGCAAGGCAAGGGUUGCAGAGGACCUAAGUCUCACACAUGGGCAUAUACUAAAAAGAAGAAUGGCUGUGGAUAUGAAACCUGUGUCUGUGGCCAUGGAGGAGAAUGGUUAUAGUACCCCACACAACAGUAGGCCGAAAGGGUCUACUGUCAGCUUCCACAACAUCAACUAUAGUGUUAAGGAAAGCAGAGGACUGUUGUGCAAGAGGAAGAGCACCACCAAAGACAUUCUCAUUGACCUCAAUGGGAUGAUGAGACCAGGCCUCAAUGCUAUUUUAGGAGCUACAGGCAGUGGCAAAUCCUCCUUCUUAGAUGUGCUGGCGGCCAGGAAGGACCCAUCAGGUCUGUCGGGAGAGGUGCUCAUUGACGGAGCUCCUCAACCCCCCAACUUCAAGUGCCUUUCCGGAUAUGUGGUCCAGGAUGACGUUGUGAUGGGAACACUGACAGUACGAGAGAACUUCAGAUUUUCUGCAGAACUUCGGUUGCCCACCAGUAUCAAGUCACAGGAGAAAGAACAGCGGGUGGACAAUCUCAUUAAAGAACUGGGCUUAGAAAAAGUGGCCAACUCACGGGUGGGAACUCAGUUGAUUAGAGGGAUCUCUGGAGGAGAACGCAAGCGCACUAAUAUUGGCAUGGAGCUUCUGAUUGACCCGAGUGUUCUCUUCCUGGAUGAACCCACCACAGGCCUUGAUGCAAGCACUGCGAAUUCAGUGCUGGCAUUACUUAAAAAGAUGGCCAAUAACGGCCGAACCAUUAUUCUGUCCAUCCACCAGCCUCGUUUCUCCAUCUUCCGCGUAUUUGACCAUCUCACCCUGUUGGUGGCAGGUCGACAGGUUUACCAUGGAAGUGCCAAUAACGCACUGCAGUACUUCAAAGACAUUGGCUAUGAAUGUGAGCCACAUAACAACCCAGCUGAUUUUUUCCUUGACGUCAUAAAUGGAGAUGCUACCAAUCAGAAAACUGCAACAGACUCAGAGGUGGCUCCAGAUGGACAGAGGUCUUCUCCGCAGUCUAUAGAGCAGCACCUGGUGGAAGCAUACAAGCAGAGUGCCGACUUCCGUGAGACACAACAGGAGUUGCAACGCAUUACUCAGGGUGGAGGCGCUGACCGUACCGUUGUACGCACCAUCACUUACAACACCUCCUUCUGCCACCAGUUCAAAUGGGUCCUCCAGAGAACGUUCAAGAACCUUAUGCUCAACCCCCAGACUUCAGUUGCUCAGGUUGGAGUAACCGUGUUCUUGGCAUUAAUUGUGGGAGCCAUUUUCUUUGAUGUCAAAGAGGAUCAGAGUGGAAUACAGAACAGAAUGGGAGCUCUUUUCUUCAUUACAACAAAUCAGUGUUUUUCCGCACUCUCGUCAGCCGAACUCUUCAUCACAGAGCGUAAACUGUUCAUACAUGAGUAUAUCAGUGGCUACUACCGUGUGUCCGUCUACUUCUUGUGCAAGAUCCUGUCUGACAUCAUCACACUGCGUACAGUUCCAGCCAUCACAUUCAGCCUUGUGGCCUACUUUAUGAUAGGCUUCAAACCCACUGUUGAUGCAUUCUUCGUGUUCAUGCUUACGGUGGCAUUAGUUGCAUACACAGCAACUGCAAUGACUAUGGCUAUCUCUGCGGACCAGACUGUGGUUGCUAUUGCCAACAUCUUCAUGACCAUCGCCUUUGUUUUCAUGAUGAUCUUCUCAGGACUGCUGGUUAAUCUACCCAGCAUUGCGGUCUGGCUCUCCUGGCUGGGAUAUUUCAGUAUUCCUCGCUAUGGCCUCACUGCUCUUCAGAUUAAUGAGUUUUCAGGAUUGAAAUUUUGUCAGACAGCACCCAAUAUCACCCUUCCACCAGGUGUUUCAUGUACAGGGGAAGACUUUCUCAACAAUCAAGGCAUUGAUUAUUCAACUUGGGGACUUUGGCAGAAUCAUGUUGCCCUCACAAUAAUGACUAUACUUUUCUUGGGUAUUGCCUAUCUGAAACUUCGUUUUAUCAAGAAAUUUACAUAAAAGAGAAGGGCGACCUUAAAUUAGCUGUACCCACACUGUAUACAGGCUCCCAAUCAUAUCAAAAAUGGCAUUCAUGUAAACCCUUGGGCCAAUUGAAAAAAAAAAAACAUA